This is a messenger RNA of Procambarus clarkii (red swamp crayfish), 2484 nucleotides long. RefSeq names its product excitatory amino acid transporter. Gene Ontology annotation, molecular function: glutamate:sodium symporter activity; neutral L-amino acid transmembrane transporter activity; L-glutamate transmembrane transporter activity. The record is from RefSeq and is a predicted model, not a curated record. Gene Ontology annotation, cellular component: plasma membrane. Gene Ontology annotation, biological process: L-aspartate transmembrane transport; L-glutamate import across plasma membrane. NCBI's taxonomy places the organism in Eukaryota, Metazoa, Arthropoda, Malacostraca, Decapoda, Cambaridae.
CGCAGCAGGACCCGCCGUUCCUCCCAGACACUCUUCGGCCCGCAUUCUUGACGCAUCAACGUCAGCAGGCCGUCAAAGUCUCCCUUACACCUUCGUCAGCAGGUUGUCAGGGCCCUCGCUCACCGUCAAGCAGGGUGCGCACUUCUACAUUACCUCUUUUCUCACAGGACAGAGACGGCUUGGACUCUAACAUUUUAAGGACAUAGAAGCAAACCCAAUGUGUUACCGUAAUAAAUGUACGCAGAUUGUCACUUGUAGUUAUGUGACGAUCACGGACGAACCAGCGUAAUCACGUCAUCAAGGUGCUACUCGGCCAAAUAUUACGAAAUACAGGUGCUAAAAUACAAGUUUUUAUCACACACCAAGCUGCUAAUAUACCAUUAGUUUAUAACGUGUUCAGAAGCCUAUCCAGAGGGACAGGAGCAGCAGUUGGCGCCACACACAAGGGCGUCGCUCUGAAGACACAAACCUUACCCGAGGCUUGUUGAACAUGGCGAUGGUGGUCGAUGCUGAUCUCCCGCUCAAGUGAACGUCAUCCCGGAGUCUUGUGACCUGUUGACGUUCUCCUUCAGCUGCUUGAGAGGGUGUGAGGAUGGAGAGCAGCAGGUACGCGUCCCAGAUCAUCACCCUGACCCCGCCCAAGGUCCCCCUCACCACCAAGAUGGCGGCGUGGGUGAGAGACAACCUGCUCCUAGUAAUGACGAUCCUGGGGGUGGUGCUGGGCGUGGUGGCCGGCUCCCUGGCGCGCUCUCUACACUACACCCCAGACGUCAUCAUGCUCGUCUCCUUCCCUGGCGAGAUCAUGAUGAGGAUGCUCAAGAUGCUCAUCCUCCCACUCAUCAUCUCCUCCAUCAUCACAGGCGUGGCGCAGCUGGACGCGGCGGCCUCGGGUCAAAUGGGGUCAACAGCCCUGGCCUAUUACUUCGGCACGACCAUCUGCGCCGCCGUCACGGGCAUCGUCAGCGUGGUCUCCAUCCACCCCGGCAGCCCCACUCUCCUCCGCCAGGCGAACCGCACCACGCCUUCGCCAGCCGCGCCCUCCUUCAGCAACAAGGUCUCCACUAUCGACGCUCUCAUGGAUAUUGUGAGGAACAUGUUCCCGGACAACCUGGUGAUGGCCAGUUUCUCCUCCACCAAGACCGUCUACAGGAAGAUUGAAGAGACGGUGAGCCGGACCAACGACUCCCUGGAGGUCAUGAACGAGACCAUGAGGUCUUCCUUCGCCAACGACACAGCCCUUAACGAGACUGUGAGCGAGGACAAGUACGUGAGAUCGCUCACCAGCUCCGAGGGCACCAAUGUCAUGGGUAUGAUUGUGUUCUGCGUGGCGUUCGGCUCUCUGAUUGGUCGGAUGCCUCAGGGUAAGCUGAUGGUCGACUUCUUCAUCAUCCUUAACGACGUCGUUAUGAAGAUGGUCGAGCUUAUUAUGUGGUACUCACCGUUCGGGAUCAUGAGUCUAGUGAUCGGGCAGAUCAUGAGUAUCGAGGACCUGCGUGAGACAGCGCAGAUGCUGGGACUGUACAUGCUUACUGUGAUCGUUGGCCUCUUCAUCCACGCAGUGGUCACCCUGCCAAGUAUCUACUUCGUAGUCACCAGGAAGAACCCGGCUGUGUUCUUCAGGGGCAUGGUGCAGGCCUGGAUCACCGCGCUGGGCACAGGCUCCAGCUCGGCCACGCUGCCCAUCACCUUCAGGUGUCUGGAGGAGAACAACAAGAUCGACAAGCGUGUGACAAGGUUCGUCCUGCCUGUAGGGGCCACUAUCAACAUGGACGGCACGGCGCUCUAUGAAGCCGUCGGCUCUAUCUUCAUCGCCCAGAUGUACGGCAUCCACCUGGGCCCCGGGGAGCUGGUCACCGUCAGCCUGACCUCGACCCUGGCUAGUAUCGGAGCAGCGAGCAUCCCCAGCGCUGGCCUGGUCACCAUGCUCCUCGUGCUCACAGCCAUCGGCUUACCAACAGAACACGCCUCCCUCAUCUUUGCUGUCGACUGGAUCUUGGAUCGCGUCCGCACCUCCAUCAACGUGCUGGGCGACGCCUUUGGCGCCGGAAUUGUGAUGCAUCUGUGCAGGGAGGAACUGGAGCGAAUGGGUCCCGCGCAACCCUCUAUCGAAAUGCUGGACCGAGUGGAGUCUGGCAUGCUCCCCACUCACACCCCGCUGGCUGCCUCCCCACAACCCACGCCCGUCUCCCCUACCCAGGGCAUGCCCAAGGACCUGAUGCCCAUGACAGAUAAGGGCAACGGACAGCUAUCAUGGGGCAUGAAUCCGGAGAGGAGUCCUACCUCCGAGACGCAGAUCUAGACGACAGGAAUAACGCUACUUUUCUCUCAGGCUGGACCCUCAGUCCUAGCCUGAUCUGAGACGUGUCUUGAUCUCUGGGAGACCAGGGGCCAGAUUCACGAAGCAGUUACGCAAGCACUUACGAACCUGUACAUCUUUUCUCAAUCUUUGGCGGCUUUGUUUCCAAUUAUUAAACAGUUAAUGAG